Malaya genurostris is the source of this 560-nucleotide messenger RNA. RefSeq names its product cuticle protein 19-like. Lineage: Eukaryota; Metazoa; Arthropoda; Insecta; Diptera; Culicidae. Gene Ontology annotation, cellular component: extracellular matrix. Bases 68 to 418 code for a protein of 116 amino acids. The record is from RefSeq and is a predicted model, not a curated record. The transcript has 2 exons.
GUCUCAGAACAGCUCUCAAGCAAUAGGUCAGCAGCCUCUUUUCAGCAGUUGAAGCAGGAAAAGCAACAUGUUUAAGAUUAUAGCACUGGUUGCCUGUUUGGCCGUCGCCGUGCUGGCGUACGAGGAAUAUCAUGCCCACCCGAAGUACAAGUUCGAGUACGGUGUCAAGGAUUCCCAUACCGGUGACAACAAGGAACAGUGGGAACACCGGGAUGGCGAUGCCGUGCAAGGAUCGUACUCGCUGCAUGAACCGGACGGCACCCACCGGGUGGUGAACUACAAAUCGGACAAACACGUUGGAUUCCAGGCCCACGUGCAGCGCGCUGGACACGCCAGUCAUCCGGCCGUUUACGGUGAACACCAUGACGGACACGGACACGGUGGUGAGAGUUAUGCCAACAUUGAUCAGCAUCACUAAGGUCUCGUUGUUAUUAUUGUUGUUGUUGUUAUUAUGGACUCUGUCAUUCGUUGCAGAGAGGUAAGAAAAGGGUGUUGUUGCAUUUAUCGCAUUUAUGCACCCUUUGUGGACUGUGAAAUAAAGACUUGUUAGAGUUAUGUGA